Molecule: messenger RNA, 981 nt
Organism: Stegastes partitus (bicolor damselfish)
Lineage: Eukaryota; Metazoa; Chordata; Actinopteri; Pomacentridae
Gene: ch25hl1.1
Product: cholesterol 25-hydroxylase like 1, tandem duplicate 1
Exons: 1
Coding region: 1-834 (277 amino acids)
Biological process (GO): lipid biosynthetic process
Molecular function (GO): iron ion binding; oxidoreductase activity
Source: RefSeq, a predicted model, not a curated record
AUGUUGAACGUCAGUGAGCAGCCUCUUCAGUUCCUGCCCUCCAGGGCCUCGGACCGUCUCCUGCAGCCGUUCUGGGAUUAUUUACUUCUUCACUACCGGCCUCUCAUGUCGUCUCCUUUUUUCCCCGUCCUGCUCGCCUUUUCCAGCUACACCUUCUUCAGUAUACCCUUUGCUAUACUGGACGUCUUGGGGGAAAGGGUGCCUUUGUUCCACCAGUACAAGAUCCAAGCAGACAGGAAGCCAACACUGGGAAUGAUGGCUCGGAGCUUCUCCACAGCAAUGUACAACCACAUCUUCUUUGUUCUGCCUGCUGUAAUCAUAAGCAUGUUCUUCAUGAGUCCACCACCACUGCCCCCACAGGCUCCAACGCUGUAUGAGCUUUGUAUCGACGGACUGGCUGCACUCCUCCUAUUUGACACUCAGUAUUUUAUUUGGCAUUUCGCACAUCACAAGCACCCGCAGCUUUACCGCUGGAUUCACGCGAUACACCAUGAAUACAUCGCACCUUUCUCCUGGUCGACCGAGCACCUCAGCAUCCCAGAACUGAUGACGGUGGGACUCUGGAGCAAUCAGGACCCGAUUAUUUUAAGAUGCCACCCGCUGACCACGUGGUCCGUCACCAUUUUCAGUCUCUGGAUGUCCGUAGAGGACCACAUAGGCUAUGACCUGCCGUGGACCCUCAACCACCUGGUGCCUUUUGGUCUGCUGGGUGGUGCACCAGCUCACGACAUGCACCACCAGAAGCCAAACACUAACUUUGCUCCUUUCUUCAGCCACUGGGACAGAAUUUUUGGCACCGCUGUCCCAUUGAAGAAAAAAAUGAUAAAAAGAUAAUUUUUUGCUCUUUUUUUGUGAGUUUGCCACAUUGUUCUUUGCUCUGUCAUGUUCUUUGCCUUUUGUUAAGUUCCUUAUUUUUCACUUUCUGCCUCCCUGCUGGUGUUUUUUUUUUUGGCAGCUUUUUAAACGUAUUAACAAUGUUAG